AUGAACUUUCUACCUGGACCUAAACCGUUCAUCUGCUCCAGCUGUGCCCAAAGCCUGCGUUUCCAGAUAUCCCCGAGCACGCGACACGCCUUCCAUCUCCGCCUCCUGCACCAGCAGGGACCGAACCGAUUCGUACAUUCCGGCCGUCCAUGGGGGCGCAUACUCGGCAAGAAGGGAAAUGAGCGGCGAGAAGUCGCGACGCCGUUGAAGUCUCGAUUUCUCGGGAAGGAUUCGCCGGUGAUCAUCUUGCGACAUGCCGAAUCCGAGGCCGAACCACACGAUGCGGAUGCUGUGGAAGAAAGCGCUCUGAAAGAGGAGGAGGGCAACCCAAACUUGAAUGGAUUGGGAGUGGAGGAUUUUAUCGACAAAGCAAACCGGCCCCAUACCCCAGAGGAUGUGUUCAACGAGAUCGAUAAGUUACGGCCUCCAAACCCGGGUGACAAGGAGGACACGAUAUCAGUGACGAGGGAGGAGUUUGGGAGAUUGCAAUUUGUAUUGGGGAAUGGCUUCACAGGAGAUCAAUUACGCGCCUAUCUCGCACGGCAUAACGCGAAGGCACACCAGAAAGGUCUAGUACUUCAGGUCCAGUUGGAAAACGGACUAAAGUUUCGCUACUCACCGUGGACACCUGAGUUGAGGAAUCCGCAAGCUCCGAGCGCGGAAGAGGAUCCGAACCGAUCUAUCACGGCGAAAACCUUAUACGGCGAAACGAUUCUACGACAUGUUUGGGAUGUUGAAAUGGAGGACGAGAUAUUCGCCUCGGGUCAGGUUACGGUUUCGUUGCCGCAAUGGCAACUACAUCUCCUCAUGAGCGAUGCUUUCCAGGGAUUCUUCGAUGCCGUUCAGAGGAAUCGCGCGGUGCAUAUCAACGUUUCCACCGACACCCAACGGCUCCGAAAAGUCUCGAUUCGCAUAUCCGGAGACAAAGGCGCCACUCGAUAUGCUCUCGAAGAUGUCAGAGCAGCACUGGAAAGCAUUGUGCUGGCAAAAGUUGAUCUAUCCCCCUUCCAAAAAGGUCGUGGUUUGCUGUUCAAUACGGAUGCAACUUCGUUGCUGCAAGAUGCUUGUGGCAUGGUCAUCUCGCCGAUGAAUGCGGUUGCCCCGAAGCUCCCGCCAGAAAUGCUGGUAUUUGAAUCGAGAGAGAUAAAAUCAAUAACCUCUGAAGACACUCCCCCCCAAGAUUCAUCCAUGCUAUCUAUCGUGUCCACCAAAGCAGGUGUCGCCGAGGCCUUGAGGGGGUUUGCGUUUCUUGCUCAUCAUAUGUCAAGAGAAAAGUUUACUCAUCUACUGCCGAUUAAGUUUAAGAAAGGGGUUCCAGGCAACUACGUCGCUAUUCCACCACUUUCUGCUAAGCAAGUGUUUAUCCACGGUUUAGCAAGCGACUCCUCUCUUAGAAGGCUUGCCUCUCCCAUCCCCCAAACCUUCCAGGAUGAAUCGCACAAGGACGAAGGCAACCAAGAAAUUGAGGUGACCAAACAUCUAGAACCUGUUUUCGAUUGGUUUGCGAAGCAUGGCGAGCCGGUUCAGACGCAGAUCAAAACAGUUGAAAAAGUCCUGCGUAAAUCAUUGGCGUCAAGAAGGACAGGGGCCCCCAACGCCGCAAGCUCUCUUGAUAUUUCUAUCUGGAAUCCAGAACCCAUGCUGGAGAUAUUCUCACGACCCGGGCUGGUCGUCUUUAGUGGCAGCACGCGCGAAUCCUCCACCGCGGCCCGGCGAAGACAUUUCGUUCCUUGGAUCCCGGGCGCCACGCACUUCUUGGGCACGUUACCGGCUCCUACACCGUCGGAGAAAGUUCCAACCUCGAGUCGGACCGUGUUCCGGUUCGGACCAUCGCCGUGGCAAGUUCCAUUGGAGCUGCAAAAUCGGACUUUUGAUCUGUCCUUCCGCUCUCGACCGUACCAUGACGGAAGAAGUUUUCUCGGCGCCAGCGUGGUUCUUGACGAAGAACGGAUCGACAUGCGACUACCUCCGGCGGCAUGCGAUAUCGAAUGGACGAUACGCAAAAGACACAACAUGGGUUCAUUACCAUCUUCGGUGCAAGGCAUCGUCGGCGUAAUUGAACGUUCUAUUGCAGCGGGUAAAAACCCUACUACCUUGUCUUCCGAAGUUGCUACUACAUCUCUACCCGGACUGGUGCAAGCGAUUCAGAAAACACUUUCCCCAAAGCAAUCCAGUCUAAUCGACGGCAUACAAGAUAUCCAAUACGAGCUCUUCGACAUACGGACGGAGCACGAGACUCCCCUAACUUCCGCCGAUGGCCCCUUGCGCUUCCUCAGCACCGAAGGCGAUAAAUUCCGAGAUGUCGAGAACGAGCUACGAUUAAAUUUCGCACUGGAAGGCUCUGAAUCGGUGGAAUCCCAGCCCGAACCCCAUUCUUCGGCCAAGGAGGUGAAGGCGAAGGAAACCCCGUCUAUGGAAAAUGAACACAUUGCAAGAUUUAUGACGCACUCCUUGAGGCUAUGUAAGGAUCUCACUGCUGCAGUCAAGUCUGCAAUCCAGGAUAGACCUUCGAGUGGACCCAACUCCACUCGAAGAUAA
Messenger RNA from Eremomyces bilateralis CBS 781.70, 2538 nucleotides. RefSeq lists its product as uncharacterized. Lineage: Eukaryota; Fungi; Ascomycota; Dothideomycetes; Eremomycetales; Eremomycetaceae. The coding region runs from base 1 to 2538 and encodes 845 amino acids. The record is from RefSeq and is a predicted model, not a curated record. The transcript has 3 exons.